Puntigrus tetrazona (Sumatra barb) is the source of this 6758-nucleotide messenger RNA. RefSeq lists its product as uncharacterized. Bases 18 to 6758 code for a protein of 2246 amino acids. The record is from RefSeq and is a predicted model, not a curated record. Lineage: Eukaryota; Metazoa; Chordata; Actinopteri; Cypriniformes; Cyprinidae. The transcript is spliced from 70 exons.
GACACUCCUGGCACAGGAUGAGUGGUGCCAGUUUGGACAUGGCGCGCACUCAGCUUUCUGCACUUUUUAUUUUAGGAUUUAUCACACUCAUACAUGGCCAGUGUCAGGUGGACUUUCUAAAUGGCACAGUUUUCAAUAAUGGUUCCGCGUGCGCCCCGUACUCACAGACAGUAUUGAACAACAGCCUCGCCUGCUCCGCGAUACAGCAGUCGGACUUAUCACCGGGAAAUCUCAACAACCUCAAAGCCUUUACAGACGCUGCCUUUGAUUUGUACACGCUGCUGAAGUCUAAACUUGACGCGAGCCAAGUCGUGAACUACAUCAACCAGGCCAGGACGAACGGCUCGGCGGCGGGCUCGCUGUCGGAUGUGAAUUUCGCGGGGCUCUGGUUUCAAGUGAAGCUCAACCCGUACCUGUCGUCGCUGUCCGGAGACACGCUCUCCUGUUUGAGUCAAAGCGGCCUCGUCUGCCAAAGCUUCCAAGACAUAGUGAAGGGUCUGAGCUCGCGGAUUGGUCCCGAGAGGCAACGGAUGGUGUAUCAGAACUUCAUAAAGCCUUUUCUGGCGAGAAAUACGACUGAGGCUGGCUGUGUCGUCAGUAACACCUCGGAAUGGCUUCUGCUGAACUUCCAAACGUUCUCUGCUAGCGCGAGUCUAGAAGAUUUCCUAGCUUUGAAUACUAAUUUUGAUGGGCUGCUUGUCCUAGAUAAGCUCACCCCAGAGCAGAAAGCUCAGCUGCUCUUCAAGCUGGAAGCGUCUGCUAACCUUAACAUCGAUGCCCUCACUCAGAUCUUCCAGAGUUUCGUGGAGCCACUCGCUAAUGUAAAGCUAAACAUGACCAGCACCACUUCAAAUGGACUUGAUCAGAGUCUCAGUGAUUUCCUGCUUUCUUUGAGACCACUGGGAAGGUUCAUCAGAGCAUGUGUAAACCUUUCUCAGAACACAACUGCCAGCAGUAUCAGAAACGGAACAAUACAGCUCCUGGUGAACUGGACCCUGAGCUUUGACAGCCAAAUCUCCAUAAAUACUUUUAGCAUCAGCAACUUCACUGAUUGGUUGCAGUUUGUGGUUCUUCCUGUGAUGAAGAAAUCUCUGCAACUUAACCAGACUUUACCGGACGUCUCAGCUAUACCCCUCUCUCUCUUUGCUCCAGAACCUGAAAUCACAGAGCCUUCCGACAAUUGCAAAGUUACCAGAAAUAACAGUUCCUGUCUUACGUCACAGAUUGCAGAUAAUCUGGCGAAAACCAUCAAUUGCGUCGCCCAAACAAAUCUGAGCUUCACUGAGGAAAACCUGAAACUUCUGAUUACUGACCUGUCCAGAACACUGCAGACACUGAUGGAUCAGUCUAGAGUGGUGACCAACUCAUCUCAAAGCAACCUCACAGCCGUGUUUGCAGAACUGCCAGCAGAAAGCUUCACGUCUGGAAAUCUCAAUGAUGCUGAAUUCACGAGCUUCUGGUUCCAAAUCAAGAUGAAGCCCCUGCUACCUCAAAUCCCACGUGAAUUCCUGUCCUGCAUCAACACGCGUGCCUUCAGCUGUCAGGCCUACAGGGCACUUUUUGGGGAGCUAAAUAAUAAUUUUGGACUAAUGGACAGUGCAACCCAGAGAUUUGUCUUCAGUGACUUCAUUCGUCCAUUCCUGUCACGACUUCAAAACACAGGUAUCGAUUGCACAUUGCCAUUUAACAACAGCGUGGACUUCAUCCUGCAAAACUUCGGCAGUUUCUCUCCGUUGGCACGGCUUCAAGAUUUCUCCAGUUUCAGCCGCAAUUUUUCAGCUGUGGAUGCUGUUUCUGUUCUCACAAUGAGACAGCUGGAGGAACUGGUGUUCAGUCCUCCUGCUAAACCAGAAGACAGAGGAAACAUCCUCACAAAAGUCUUUGACUUCCUUCUUAAAGACUCCAACAGAGACAAACUAAACAACUUCCUGCCCUCUCUUCAGGCACAGGCCAGAAAGGCAAACUUCAACUGUAGUGACUACAAAGUCAUUUUUGACAGGAUGGAUCAGACAUUAUCGUCAGUCGCUCCUAACCAGUCUGAAGCCCUGCUGACGAUCAGAGACUCUGUGAUGAUGAUUCCUCCUGACGAGUGCAUUGAGAGAACGAUCCAAUGCACAACAACUCCUGUAAAUGAGUCUGUCCUCUGUGCGAGUGUCAACAGCUCUGCUGUGGAUCAGUUCUUGAACGGACUGACUCCAAACACACCAGGACUUUGUAACUUCACUGUGGUGCAGUUUGCCUGUCUACCAACGCUCUCACAGUUAAACUCUCAACAAGUGGCUGACCUGCUGGCUUGCAAACUGUCCAGCAAUGUGACAAAAGAAACCUGGAAGCUUUUCUUCAUCAAAACCAGCACAAACCUUGAUGAUGCACUGCUGAAAUUUUCCAACAAGACUCCCAGUGUCAGCAAUGUGUCUCUGUCCGAUGUGCUGGAUGUGAUCGAUGACAUCCGGAUCAGUCGCUUUAGUCCCCAGAGACUGAAGGAUCCUGUCUUCAUCCAGUCAUGGUUCCAGGGACGACUGAACCCCUUCUUACCAUCCAUCUCUCAAAGACUCCUGUCCUGCCUCGGCACCAGAAACUUCACCUGUGAAAGUUACCGCACUAUUUACUCAGAUCUAAAUAAUAAUUUUGGACUGAUGAACAGUGCAACACAGAGAUUUGUCCUCAGUGACUUUAUUCGUCCAUUCCUGUCACAACGUCAAAACACAGGUAUCGAUUGCACAUUGCCAUUUAACAACAGCGUGGACUUCAUCCUGCAAAACUUCGGCAGUUUCUCUCCGUUGGCACGGCUUCAAGAUUUCUCCAGUUUCAGCCGCAAUUUUUCAGCUGUGGAUGCUGUUUCUGUUCUCACAAUGAGACAGCUGGAGGAACUGGUGUUCAGUCCUCCUGCUAAACCAGAAGACAGAGGAAACAUCCUCACAAAAGUCUUUGACUUCCUUCUUAAAGACUCCAACAGAGACAAACUAAACAACUUCCUGCCCUCUCUUCAGGCACAGGCCAGAAAGGCAAACUUCAACUGUAGUGACUACAAAGUCAUUUUUGACAGGAUGGAUCAGACAUUAUCGUCAGUCGCUCCUAACCAGUCUGAAGCCCUGCUGACGAUCAGAGACUCUGUGAUGAUGAUUCCUCCUGACGAGUGCAUUGAGAGAACGAUCCAAUGCACAACAACUCCUGUAAAUGAGUCUGUCCUCUGUGCGAGUGUCAACAGCUCUGCCGUGGAUCAGUUCUUGAACGGACUGACUCCAAACACACCAGGACUUUGUAACUUCACUGUGGUGCAGUUUGCCUGUCUACCAACGCUCUCACAGUUAAACUCUCAACAAGUGGCUGACCUGCUGGCUUGCAAACUGUCCAGCAAUGUGACAAAAGAAACCUGGAAGCUUUUCUUCAUCAAAACCAGCACAAACCUUGAUGAUGCACUGCUGAAAUUUUCCAACAAGACUCCCAGUGUCAGCAAUGUGUCUCUGUCCGAUGUGCUGGAUGUGAUCGAUGACAUCCGGAUCAGUCGCUUUAGUCCCCAGAGACUGAAGGAUCCUGUCUUCAUCCAGUCAUGGUUCCAGGGACGACUGAACCCCUUCUUACCAUCCAUCUCUCAAAGACUCCUGUCCUGCCUCGGCACCAGAAACUUCACCUGUGAAAGUUACCGCACUAUUUACUCAGAUCUAAAUAAUAAUUUUGGACUGAUGAACAGUGCAACACAGAGAUUUGUCCUCAGUGACUUUAUUCGUCCAUUCCUGUCACAACGUCAAAACACAGGUAUCGAUUGCACAUUGCCAUUUAACAACAGCGUGGACUUCAUCCUGCAAAACUUCGGCAGUUUCUCUCCGUUGGCACGGCUUCAAGAUUUCUCCAGUUUCAGCCGCAAUUUUUCAGCUGUGGAUGCUGUUUCUGUUCUCACAAUGAGACAGCUGGAGGAACUGGUGUUCAGUCCUCCUGCUAAACCAGAAGACAGAGGAAACAUCCUCACAAAAGUCUUUGACUUCCUUCUUAAAGACUCCAACAGAGACAAACUAAACAACUUCCUGCCCUCUCUUCAGGCACAGGCCAGAAAGGCAAACUUCAACUGUAGUGACUACAAAGUCAUUUUUGACAGGAUGGAUCAGACAUUAUCGUCAGUCGCUCCUAACCAGUCUGAAGCCCUGCUGACGAUCAGAGACUCUGUGAUGAUGAUUCCUCCUGACGAGUGCAUUGAGAGAACGAUCCAAUGCACAACAACUCCUGUAAAUGAGUCUGUCCUCUGUGCGAGUGUCAACAGCUCUGCUGUGGAUCAGUUCUUGAACGGACUGACUCCAAACACACCAGGACUUUGUAACUUCACUGUGGUGCAGUUUGCCUGUCUACCAACGCUCUCACAGUUAAACUCUCAACAAGUGGCUGACCUGCUGGCUUGCAAACUGUCCAGCAAUGUGACAAAAGAAACCUGGAAGCUUUUCUUCAUCAAAACCAGCACAAACCUUGAUGAUGCACUGCUGAAAUUUUCCAACAAGACUCCCAGUGUCAGCAAUGUGUCUCUGUCCGAUGUGCUGGAUGUGAUCGAUGACAUCCGGAUCAGUCGCUUUAGUCCCCAGAGACUGAAGGAUCCUGUCUUCAUCCAGUCAUGGUUCCAGGGACGACUGAACCCCUUCUUACCAUCCAUCUCUCAAAGACUCCUGUCCUGCCUCGGCACCAGAAACUUCACCUGUGAAAGUUACCGCACUAUUUACUCAGAUCUAAAUAAUAAUUUUGGACUGAUGAACAGUGCAACACAGAGAUUUGUCCUCAGUGACUUUAUUCGUCCAUUCCUGUCACAACGUCAAAACACAGGUAUCGAUUGCACAUUGCCAUUUAACAACAGCGUGGACUUCAUCCUGCAAAACUUCGGCAGUUUCUCUCCGUUGGCACGGCUUCAAGAUUUCUCCAGUUUCAGCCGCAAUUUUUCAGCUGUGGAUGCUGUUUCUGUUCUCACAAUGAGACAGCUGGAGGAACUGGUGUUCAGUCCUCCUGCUAAACCAGAAGACAGAGGAAACAUCCUCACAAAAGUCUUUGACUUCCUUCUUAAAGACUCCAACAGAGACAAACUAAACAACUUCCUGCCCUCUCUUCAGGCACAGGCCAGAAAGGCAAACUUCAACUGUAGUGACUACAAAGUCAUUUUUGACAGGAUGGAUCAGACAUUAUCGUCAGUCGCUCCUAACCAGUCUGAAGCCCUGCUGACGAUCAGAGACUCUGUGAUGAUGAUUCCUCCUGACGAGUGCAUUGAGAGAACGAUCCAAUGCACAACAACUCCUGUAAAUGAGUCUGUCCUCUGUGCGAGUGUCAACAGCUCUGCCGUGGAUCAGUUCUUGAACGGACUGACUCCAAACACACCAGGACUUUGUAACUUCACUGUGGUGCAGUUUGCCUGUCUACCAACGCUCUCACAGUUAAACUCUCAACAAGUGGCUGACCUGCUGGCUUGCAAACUGUCCAGCAAUGUGACAAAAGAAACCUGGAAGCUUUUCUUCAUCAAAACCAGCACAAACCUUGAUGAUGCACUGCUGAAAUUUUCCAACAAGACUCCCAGUGUCAGCAAUGUGUCUCUGUCCGAUGUGCUGGAUGUGAUCGAUGACAUCCGGAUCAGUCGCUUUAGUCCCCAGAGACUGAAGGAUCCUGUCUUCAUCCAGUCAUGGUUCCAGGGACGACUGAACCCCUUCUUACCAUCCAUCUCUCAAAGACUCCUGUCCUGCCUCGGCACCAGAAACUUCACCUGUGAAAGUUACCGCACUAUUUACUCAGAUCUAAAUAAUAAUUUUGGACUGAUGAACAGUGCAACACAGAGAUUUGUCCUCAGUGACUUUAUUCGUCCAUUCCUGUCACAACGUCAAAACACAGGUAUCGAUUGCACAUUGCCAUUUAACAACAGCGUGGACUUCAUCCUGCAAAACUUCGGCAGUUUCUCUCCGUUGGCACGGCUUCAAGAUUUCUCCAGUUUCAGCCGCAAUUUUUCAGCUGUGGAUGCUGUUUCUGUUCUCACAAUGAGACAGCUGGAGGAACUGGUGUUCAGUCCUCCUGCUAAACCAGAAGACAGAGGAAACAUCCUCACAAAAGUCUUUGACUUCCUUCUUAAAGACUCCAACAGAGACAAACUAAACAACUUCCUGCCCUCUCUUCAGGCACAGGCCAGAAAGGCAAACUUCAACUGUAGUGACUACAAAGUCAUUUUUGACAGGAUGGAUCAGACAUUAUCGUCAGUCGCUCCUAACCAGUCUGAAGCCCUGCUGACGAUCAGAGACUCUGUGAUGAUGAUUCCUCCUGACGAGUGCAUUGAGAGAACGAUCCAAUGCACAACAACUCCUGUAAAUGAGUCUGUCCUCUGUGCGAGUGUCAACAGCUCUGCCGUGGAUCAGUUCUUGAACGGACUGACUCCAAACACACCAGGACUUUGUAACUUCACUGUGGUGCAGUUUGCCUGUCUACCAACGCUCUCACAGUUAAACUCUCAACAAGUGGCUGACCUGCUGGCUUGCAAACUGUCCAGCAAUGUGACAAAAAAGAAACCUGGAAGCUUUUCUUCAUCAAAACCAACUCCCAGUGUCAGCAAUGUGUCUCUGUCCGAUGUGCUGGAUGUGAUCGAUGACAUCCGGAUCAGUCGCUUUAGUCCCCAGAGACUGAAGGAUCCUGUCUUCAUCCAGUCAUGGUUCCAGGGACGACUGAACCCCUUCUUACCAUCCAUCUCUCAAAGACUCCUGUCCUGCCUCGGCACCAGAAACUUCACCUGUGAAAGUUACCGCACUAUGUAG